Molecule: messenger RNA, 1006 nt
Organism: Rhizopus microsporus ATCC 52813
Lineage: Eukaryota; Fungi; Mucoromycota; Mucoromycetes; Mucorales; Rhizopodaceae
Product: phosphatases II
Exons: 8
Coding region: 101-955 (284 amino acids)
Biological process (GO): protein dephosphorylation
Cellular component (GO): cytosol
Molecular function (GO): phosphatidylinositol-3,4,5-trisphosphate 3-phosphatase activity; protein tyrosine phosphatase activity
Source: RefSeq, a predicted model, not a curated record
GAAUAGUUUAAUAAGGAGAUGCUUUUCUGAAAACAGAAGAAGAUAUGUGAAGGGUGAUAUAGACCUUGACUUAAGCUACAUUACUGAUCGUGUCAUUGCAAUGUCUUAUCCUGGAGAAGGAAUUGAAGGCUACUAUAGAAACUCUUAUAUUGAAGUUAAAAAGUUCCUAGACGACCAGCAUGUGGGACAUUACAAAGUCUACAAUCUCCGUUCAGAAAAACUCUAUGACCUAUCAAAGUUUGAACAUGCCGCUAAUUAUCCCUUUCUCGAUCACCAAGCGCCUCCUUUUGGCGUACUUGUCGAUUUUUGUAAAGACGCGUCAGAUUGGUUAUCCAAAAAAGCAGAAAAUGUGGUUGUCAUUCAUUGUAAAGCAGGCAAAGGAAGAACAGGGACUGUCAUUUCAGCCUUGUUGAUGCAUCUAGGCCAAGCAAAAGAUGCAGAAGAAGCUAUGCAACUAUAUGCAGAAAGAAGAACAUUGGAUAUGAGAGGAGUUACUAUUCCUAGUCAAAGACGAUAUGUGGGUUAUUAUUACUUUAUGCUCAACCAUCAGCAAUUAUAUAAUCAAAAUCAAGCUAUCUCUUUAAAUCUGAAGAGCAUAGUUAUUUAUACCAUUCCUUCAUGCGUUUCAAAAGGAUUUAUAAUGCAGUUAUAUGAUAAUGAUAUCUGUAUAUACCGUGAGCAAUUGUCGUCUAUGAUAAACAUCAAAGUUGAAAAAGAAAAGAUAGAGAUUGGACUAGAUGAAAUGCAACAUAUUUCAGGUGAUAUUAAAUUCGUGUUUAUAAAGGGAAAAGGGAAAAUCUUAUUUAGCUUUUGGCUCAACGCUACAUUUGUUCAUAUAAUGAACAAUAACUGUGUCUUUUUGAAAAAAUCAGAAAUUGAUGUCGCGUUUCGAGACGAAGAGCACAAGGAGUUUGAUAGUGACUUUUCAAUAGAGUUGUUAUUUUCCAAAGAAUAAAUAACAAGGAUACUUUUUUCCUACACUUGGCCUCCUUGUUUGUGUUUAGAG